Molecule: messenger RNA, 4004 nt
Organism: Rhagoletis zephyria (snowberry fruit fly)
Lineage: Eukaryota; Metazoa; Arthropoda; Insecta; Diptera; Tephritidae
Cellular component (GO): cytoplasm
Molecular function (GO): phosphatidylinositol-3,4-bisphosphate 4-phosphatase activity
Source: RefSeq, a predicted model, not a curated record
UUGUGCCAGUCAAUUUGCAUUUGCAACGAAUGUGGGCACAAAAUGACACGCUGAAUCGUUCGGGUGUGUUGGAUAUUAUAACGGUUGGCGCAUUUACACGCCAUGCAAGCAAAGGACGCACUGGAGGGCUUAUAAAACUUCUGCAGGAAACCAAAGAUUCACCAACAAAAUUCGAACAGGGCAAUGCAUGUAAAGUGCAGGCCGCCAACGACGCUGUACAGGCUAUCAAGCAGCUGCGCAAAGAGAUUGUUGAAAUAAUGUCACAGCUACUUUCCCUUGCGAAAAGUAAAAACCCGAAAGGCAUGAUGCCUUUAUGUAAUGAAAUGAUUACAAAAACCAAAACGCUGUUAAAUAUUUGGGAGCCAAAUCUGGUGGAAGAAGCGUUCGCAUUUGUGGAACAACAUCGCAUUAUUGAGGAGCCAGAUAAUGUGUUAAUGCCAAUGUCACCAUUUCGUAAAAUCACACAACAACUGUGCGCUUUGGAUUUAAAAUCACCAGAACUGGAAGAUUUUGCCACACCCAUUGUUGCACCACCUGAUCUCUGGCCUCGCACAAAGACGCCUACGGGCGUUGGCCGCCCACUGGUGCGUUCAAAUAGCCUCUGCCUGCGUCCCUCACCCUCGACAAUGGAUAUAAAUGCCCUACACGCUCUUCAUCGCACUGUAAAAACAUACAACGAACAACUGCGCAAUCGUACGGUGGUUAUAAAUACUGGAACUACAGCAGAGAAUGAUUCGGAAGCUGAAGCUACAUUUCAAUCCCUGCCCGUGCAUCUGCAUGACACUGCAACUGACAUCGCGUUUAACGAAGGACAUUAUUGUGGUGCAGAUGACUUGAAAGCCAACAAUCGAAGUGCCAGUUCAACACUUCAGUUAAUUGAUCUAGAUGAUUUUGAUGUUGAACAGUCAACUAACAUCAGUAAUACGGCCAUGACACAAACAUUCACUCCAAAUGAUAAUAACUGUCAUUACUAUACGUACAUUGAUCCCGAAUUGGAUAUAGACUACAAUGCGACCACACUGAACCAUGGAAGUUUUCUGGACACAAAAAUUAUGAGCUCUUCCCCUUCGGCUAAUUACUAUCGGCCCACUGAGGAGCCUGAACCGCUCGAUUUGACACAAUUAAACAUCGAAGCGAGCGUAAUGUGCCUGGUUAGCAAAAUCAAAUUUCUCUGUGGUCGUUGUGGUAGCCCAGCAAUACGUCUGAGGCAACCAAAAACUAAUAUGAAACGCGCUGGCUUCACGCACUCGCCUGCUCCGCCAGAUCUAGUGGUUAAUCAAAUUAAAGUUGCUGACAUGGAAGAAACUGAUCGGGCCGCAGAAGGUAAACAGACAAAUGCAAAUGGUAAUGGACUGAUUUUGGACUUAACGCAGGAUGUUGAAGCACAAACACAACAAUCGACGACGGAUAAGGAAACCAUCGUGGCUCAGAAAAAAGGAAACAAAUUCACCGACGGCCUCGACUUAUCGCUUACCACUGAUUGGGCUUCCGAGUUGCGCCCUUCAAUGCGCAAACUACGUCACGCUAUGGAUGGCCUAUUGAAGACGGCGCGGCUAAUGCAUUCUGUGCAGCGUCUGCAGCAAGAUAUGAAACGCAACAGCAUAAAUUUGGAAAUUAUGUAUCGCAGAGAUGUGUGCUUUUCACAAGCGUUGACUGCCCUCAUCAGUGCACUGAUGGCCAAAUUAUGGAGCACUGAAAUAACGGAAAACUUCAUAAAGAUACUCAGGGAUUUAGGACCACUGGCGUACUUUGAAGGUCUGCUAUCACUAUAUGGCAAUGAGACGGAUAUGUGGGGUGAUAUGUGUGUCGCCAUCGAGGAUCUUUCUGCAGUGAAUUUCACGCUUAUACGUAGUAGCGCACAAAACAGCGAUGCUCACACGCUGGCCCCCCUGCCACGGGUUACAGGUUCGCGACAGGCAUUGAAUGUGCUGCUGCCAGUGCCGGAACAUGUGUAUGUUAUCGUGCCAACUCAAGAGACGUUUACAUUCAAACUAACACCGGUGUUCUUCAAUAUCGGAAUUAACGAAAAGGCUACGCUGGCUGAGACUCUAGGUCAAACACGCGAACAACAUCGUUCCAAUUGGGAUAACUUUGUUCGUCUGAAACAGUAUUAUAGUCGAUAUCGUAAGUUGCAGCUGGUUAAGCCAGAGACGCCCAGCAAGCAUGAACCUCAUCCGCCAGCACCACAAGCGCUUGCCAACAUACUGGGUUUUAUGGAGGAGCAGCUGCGUUCGAAUGUAUCGAAAAAUGUGAAAAUUUUACACUUGGCUGAAGAUGCUUGCCGUCUGAUGUCAGGCUUGCGUUUUACCUCAUGCAAAAGUGCCAAAGACCGUACGGGUAUGUCGGUGACAUUGGAACAGUGUCGAGUAUUGGUUCAAGAAUUCCAUUUACCUGCCAAAAGUGUGCCAUACGUACUGAGCACGAUGAGAAGCGAGGGCACACGCAUGGACAAUGUCUUCAAGAAUAUCGGUAAGCGAAAGUACGCAUUUAAUCUGCCACAGGUGCUCUCAUUGCCGGCUAUGUACCGGCCAGCAGCAGGUUCCUACGGCAAGGCGGAGACUUAAAAUCGACUAAAAUUUGAAAUAAAGCAAAAAGGAAAGCGGCAAGACUUAAGCCAUUGAAAAGGCAGUAUAAAGUAUAGGUAAUCCGGAUUCGAAUUUAGUUUUUAAGAACGAACCUACAUUAACCUCAUAAACUAGGUGAAAUUAGUAGAGUUGAGUAAAAAAACAUAAACAGGCAGGUUAUGCAAUUCACUUCCGAGUGAAUUUCAACCCCAUUCAAUUUCAAUUCAAAGUGAUUAUGGUUGAAAUUCACUCGGAAGAGAAUGGCAGAACCUGCCUGAUAAUACCAAAAGAAAAACGAAUUCUCAACUUGAUAAUUCAAAUUGUUAAAUGAAUUUAACCCAGUAGAAAAGCAUAUUUAAAUAAGAAUAUAACCUCAAUUUUGCACAAUCUUAAUUUAGAGCAAAAAUUAAAAGCACGAUGUUGUAUAAUUUUGCAUCGUAAUUUUAAGCAAUUCACAUGAGCGUCGUCGUGCAAGCAUAUCUAUAAAUUUUUUUUAAUUCCACGAAAGAAGUUUUAUUUCUUUUUUUUAUAUAACUUCGCUAACAACUUUAAUUUGCUGCUGGCGGGAAAGUUUUCAAGCCUCGGUUUUAGUUCUUGUUUCUACUUAUAAGAGGCUCAGUGCAAUGACUGAUUUUCAUGAAAUCAACUCCACUUUGUUAGUAUAAUGCAUAAUUACCCAAUAAUCGAACAAAUGGCGGACUUUAAUAUUUGAGCUUAGUACUUAUAAUUUCUUGUUAAUGUUUAUGAACUUGUAUGACCUUGCGUAUUUCUUUGCUUUUAACAUUUUUUUUGUUUUAAUUCUAAUUACAUACUAUAAAGACAGCCCCUUGAUAAUGUGUACCUUUGAAGAUGAACUAUAAUCGGUUAUAAGAAAGCUGAGUUAAAAAACAAGAUGCUGUUUGAAAAUUAAGGGUGUCGCGAAAUUAAUAUUUCUGCAGACAAAUUUCCAUCUUAAGAAAUGAACUAACCGUCAUUAUGUUUAUGACAUCGCUGAUCAAAAAUCUGGAAAAUAGUUUUCUAACUCUUUUCUCUGGUUUGAACCGCGCAAAAAUAAAAAAAAAAAAAACUCAGUGAAUCCGUAUUUAAUUCUGUUUUUUUAUGAAACCACUGAUUUCAAAGGUUUUCGCAGGGUAAUAUUGCAAAAAUAAAGCUUUCAAGUCGCUUUAAAUUCGCUUCGGUCGAACCGCCAAGCGUGUCAUCUCUUUUAAGCUAUGAAUAAAUUUUGUUUGUACAAUUUUCACUUGUAUUGGAAAUAUAUGUGAUUGAUGCAUUACCAUUUUAACGAACGACAAUUUAAUACAAUUAACAAUUGUGCCAAAUAUUUGUUACUGACAAAAUAAUAUGUAAUUGUUUGAUAUCUUUAAUGCAAAUUCUUAAGUUUCUAUACUUGUGUGGGUAUGAAAAUAUAAACUCCACUUCCUUUUUCCGAAAGGAGCCCCU